UUCUCCAUAUUCCCUCUCGUAUAUGGCUUCUUUUACUUCUGCUGUUCUCUUACUCCAUAUCUUUGUAUGCUUUGAAGCGGUUGUUGGUGCCGACCAGCAAAAGCAGUCCAAUUCGAUAAGCCCGGGCACUUCUCUCACCCCAGUCACUCAACCCAAUUCAUGGCAGUCACCUUCCGGCCGUUUUGCAUUUGGAUUUUACCAGCAAGGCGGUGGCUUUAAAGUGGGAAUUUGGUUGGUGGGUGGGGCAGGCUCACAAAAUACUACGGUAUGGACUGCCAAUCGUGAUGAUCCACCAGUGUCCUCAAAUGCUACACUGGAAUUCACUACCACCGGUAAGCUUCUCUUGAGAAGUACUGCCCAAAGUGAAGAUAGAUCAAUCACUGCCAAUUCACCACACUCUGCUUCCUUUGCUUCCAUGCUCGACUCUGGAAAUUUUGUGCUAUACAGCAAGGAUUUCGUUGUAGGUGGCCAAGAUCUUUCUACUGGGCAACAGUUGUAUUCUAGUUUCUCUGAAACAGACCACUCCAUUGGAAAGUUUUGUCUCGUGAUGCAGUAUGAUGGGAAUCUGGUUGCAUAUUUAGCGCCUACGGUAGGCAAGAGUUGUGUUAACGUUCUAUUACCGUCAGAUGCUUACUGGCAGUUGGAUAGUUGGAGCCCCAACAACCCGCAGUAUCAUCUUUAUCUAAAUAGUAGUGGUUCACUGCUACUCAUCAACGGCACCACUGAUUCCACCACAAUCAAAACAUUGAAAGAUUCAUCUCUUGUCAACAACACAAUUGUCCACCGAGCAACCCUUGAUGCUGACGGAAAUUUCCGAUUGUAUUCUCAUCCCAGUGCCAACUCUAAACCGGUGUUCGAGUGGGAAGCAAUUGACAGUAUGAGCAUAUGUGAUGUGAAGAGCUUCUGUGGUUUCAACAGCUACUGUACCUUAAAUGACGAUAAACCUUACUGCAGUUGUAUUCCGGGUGCUGAUUUUCUUGAUCCCAAUCACAAGUCUACUGACUGCGAAAGGAAUUUUACCAAAGGAUUAAGGUGCAAAGAAGGAGAAAGAAAUGAAUUUUACGAAAUUAUUUCUAUGGAUAAUCUUAUAUCUUAUGACCGUCCUUACAAUAAAGCAGAAAUGACCGAGGACGACUGCAGCGAGUCCUGUUUGGAGGACUGUCUUUGUGACGCAUCGAUGUUUCAAUCGGGUAAUUGCAUGAAGUUCACUCUUCCACUGAGAAAUAUUAGAAGGCAAUCAGGUAGUCGUAAUGAAGAUACGAGCACUAUAUUUUUCAUGGUUGCUACAAAACCCAUUAGAAGCAGCAACCCUCCAAAUCCACAAGUGGUGGUGAGUCUGGUGACCACAAGCAAGAAAGCACUGAUGAUAAUUCUUGUUCUAUGUUUGAGCUUGGUUACCUAUUCAUGCUUUGCCCUUGCAUUCUCAGGCCUUUUCUUUUUCAAAUACCGCAUUUUAAAGUAUAGAAGGUUGUUGGAAACUGGAAGUUCUGGCUUAAUUGAGUUGUUCACCCCGAGUUUAUAUUCUUACAAUGAGCUUCGAAAGGCUACCAAUGGCUUCAGAGAGAAGUUGGGCCAAGGCCCUUUUGGAACAGUUUACAAAGGAGCUCUGUACAAAGGUAAGAAACUAAUUGCAGUGAAGAGGCUAGAGAAGAUUGCGGAAGAGGGCGAACAGGAGUUAAGAGCAGAAAUGCGAGCAAUUGGGAGAACUCACCACAAGAAUCUAGUCCGGUUGCUUGGCUACUGCGCAGAGGGAUCAAAUAGGCUUCUGGUUUAUGAAUUUAUGAGCAACGGGUCACUUGCAGAUCUUCUGUUUCGGGCUCCAAGGCGCCCGGAUUGGAAUGAGAGAGUGAGGAUUGCGCUGAAUAUUGCUAGAGGGAUCCUUUAUCUACAUGAAGAGUGUGAGGCCCCCACCGUGCAUUGCGAUAUAAAGCCUCACAACAUUUUGAUGGAUGAUUUCUGGACUGCUAAAAUCUCUGAUUUCGGGUUGGCAAAGUUACUGAUGCCAGAUCAAACAAGGACCUUCACGCAGGUCAGAGGGACUAGAGGCUACUUGGCACCUGAAUGGCAAAAGAACAUCCCAAUAACGGUGAAGGUUGAUAUCUACAGCUAUGGAAUAGUGCUGCUAGAAAUUGUAUGUUGCAGAAGGAACAUAGAAGUCCAUGUAUCAGAAGCAGAGGAGGUUGUUCUUUCCAAUUGGGUGUACAAGUGUUUUGUUGAUAGGGAAUUGAACAAGCUCGUGGGCGGUGGAGAAGUUGACAAGAAGAAAUUGGAGAAGAUGGUAAAAGUGGGACUAUGGUGUAUUCAGGAUGAACCGGUUCUUCGUCCUUCAAUGAAGAGUGUAGUGCUGAUGCUGGAGGGGAUUACUGACAUUGCCACUCCUCCGUGCCCAACUAAUAGCUCCAUGUAACUUAUACUAGUAUCAGAAUUCACUGUAGCCGUUGUCCGUUGUUU
Messenger RNA from Cornus florida, 2451 nucleotides. Its product is annotated as G-type lectin S-receptor-like serine/threonine-protein kinase LECRK4. The record is from RefSeq and is a predicted model, not a curated record. The transcript has a single exon. Gene Ontology annotation, biological process: protein phosphorylation. The coding region runs from base 23 to 2407 and encodes 794 amino acids. Gene Ontology annotation, molecular function: ATP binding; protein serine/threonine kinase activity. Lineage: Eukaryota; Viridiplantae; Streptophyta; Magnoliopsida; Cornales; Cornaceae.